Messenger RNA from Mya arenaria, 9900 nucleotides. RefSeq names its product signal-induced proliferation-associated 1-like protein 2. NCBI's taxonomy places the organism in Eukaryota, Metazoa, Mollusca, Bivalvia, Myida, Myidae. Gene Ontology annotation, cellular component: cytoplasm. Gene Ontology annotation, biological process: regulation of small GTPase mediated signal transduction; activation of GTPase activity. The transcript has 21 exons. Gene Ontology annotation, molecular function: GTPase activator activity; protein binding. The record is from RefSeq and is a predicted model, not a curated record. The coding region runs from base 1004 to 6496 and encodes 1830 amino acids.
GUUUAUACUUCUUCCUGUCUAUGAAAACAAACAUUGAGCGAUAGUUGGAAUUUACAAGUGAUAUUCUUUACUCUGGAAAGCUACAAGAAGUCUUAUUCACAGCGGUAACAAUGCACGAGUCAUGGUAACAAUGCACGUGUCGUGGUAGAAGGCAAUAACUCAAGCCAAUCAAAGAAAUACUGGGGCAGCUGCGAAAGAGAAAAAACUACGCAAAACACAAAAGCAGGAUAUUAUGUGGAUGAUUAAAAUUCAGAAGCCGUUUUCUGCACAUGGAAUAAAUCUCUGGUGAUAGGGUUUGUGAUUUGGAAUGGUGCUGGAUGUUUCCCACAUGUGCUUAAGAAUGUCUGCGAAAUUUCAAUAUUUACAUACCUGUAUUGAUAAAUAGACAGGUAUAAUUCAUUCAUGAUGUAGAUCGUUUCUGAAAUAACAAUUCCGGGAUUAAAAAAAUGAAAAAAUUCUUCCGACAAAGUUGGAUGUUAUGUUAAUGUUGGUAAAAGACUGCCUUCCUGUUUUUAAUGGUACCCUUUUAAUUACUCAUAAUUUUCGGAGGAGUAUUAAAGUUAAGGCGGGUGAAGUUUUAAUUCCAACCUCAUGGAGAUUGGCAGUGUUUUAACUCAGUGAUAUAAGAACCUGAUUUUAGGAUUUCAACCUGCCAGGUGCUUAUGAUGAAGUAGUUAUUUGAGAGGAGUGCGGAAAUGCAGACAUGAUGUUUAUUUUUUAAGUGUGCUCUGCAAUUUUAUGAUCGUUUGUGUGAGUUUUCUCAUGGAUAUGAAAAUCAGAUGAAGGAUAGUUUUAUUAUCUUUAUUUUGAAUGAUUUUGAAGAUAUAUGGUAUAAGUAUUUAUCUGCACGUCUUUUAACAUUGAUGUGGAAAUAAUUUUAGUUGGGUUCUUAAUUUUUCAUCUAACAGAAAUAGAAUGCUUUUUGCCUUUUAUGUAAGUUUACGAGAGUGUGAAAAACCAUUUUCUUGUUUAUGAGUUCAGGGUGGUACUGGAUGUUUCGAUUAUGUCAGAGGAAUUAAUACCACCAUUUACUGGCCCAAUGUCAAAAGAGACAGCCCAGUACCGAGCUAAACAGGCUGUGGAGUAUUACCAGAGGCAAGUAAAGGUUCAAAAUAAGCCUGAUAUUCCAAAACGGAAUAACCGUGAUCGUCAGGAUGUGCGGGAGAAUAACGAACAUGUGAACGGAUACAGAGGGUCACACUAUGAAAACAAAAAUGUGAACGUUGAUGGCCGACAUAGUGCGCAGAGUCAGGGAUAUUCGUACGACUCAGACAGGUUUGUUCGUGGCGGUCAUCGCGCGACUGUGCAUGGAACAAAUGGAGUACGGCCGAGAGAACAACAGGGCUUUAAUAACACAGUUCAUAAUCAUGACGUCCAGAUGCAAAACAAUAGGACAGUUCACUCGGAACAUAGACCCGGGUCCAAGAAAAGAUAUAGUCGUGGUUUACAUAGAAGUAAUAGUAAUUUAGAAGAAAGUUUGGAAUACAUGAAUUUGGAGAAUUUAGACGCUUCUUUAACAACGCGUAAGGGUUAUGGUAGUACUUCUUCUUUAGACAAUAUAAUGAAUGCAAGUACAAGUAGUGAUAGCUUUUUUCAAAUGUUGGAAAAUUUACGGCCAGAAACAACGGAUCAGCGAAGUCCCGCACCUUCAAAAUUACACGAAGUAUUACGAGGUUCAAAAACAGAGAUUAAGAAUCAGAACUUUUUACGGAAUUUAGAAAAAAUAGCAAAUGGUGAUGUUAUAAACAAUCGUCCAUUGUCAACUGAUGAAGUUGACGAAGGUGGUCAAAGCCCAAGGAGUUAUAAAAAAGACCGAAAAUCACGGUCAAAAUCGAUAACUCCAGAUGUUGUCGGGCCAGGGGUAUGGAAACGAUUUCGAGGAAAGGGUGAUCUGGAUAUUGGUGCAAAAACUGACUCUGUUCCCGAUUUGGAAGUUAAAGGUGACGAACGAUGUAGGCGGAAAGCAUUUGUGCAUUAUGAUAGUCAGAGUAUAGGUUUUGAUGUGAAUAAAGUGUUGACUAGCAAAAAAUCUUUGACUUCCUUUAACAAUGUGUCAACAGGUGCUUCGGCAGCAUCUGGAACAAGGGAAAGUUUUGCAGCAGAUGCGGAGGCACCGGAUAUUGUUAACGAUGAUGGCGAUGGGCAAAAUAAUGAACUUGUGCAUUCUUGUUCCUUUUUCCGCAAUGAAAUUGGCGGUGAGGAGGAGCGCAUUGUGGGAUUGACACAAAAUAAUGCAAAUAAACAAAGCAAUAUUGACAGAAUCCAAAACAAAAGUGCAAUAACAAUGAAUCGUUCCCCAGAAUGUUGCGGGGUUACUAUCCUGGACUGUUCGCCAACGACAGUUGGGCAUAUUCUUCCGCCCCAUUCAAAACACAAGGACCAUGUAAUCGAAUAUUUGGAUUCUGGGGCAUACUAUUACAGACAUUUCUUCAAUGGCCAAGAACACCAGAACUACUUUGGUAUAGAUGACGCGCUAGGUCCGCUUGCCGUGAGUAUACGACGGGAGAAGCUGGAAGAAAGGGGAAACAACCUAGGCAAGGGGGAAGCCGGUCUCUACCAGUAUCGAGUCAUCAUUCGAACUAGCGAGUUGACAGUAUUACGUGGCUCCAUCCUAGAGGAUGCAAUCCCGGCAUCAGGACGUCUCAGUAGUUCCCGCGGGAUUCCCGUCAAGGAUCUGCUGGAGUUUCUCGCCCCUGACGUGCAGGCAUCAUGUCUACGCCAGGCGACGAGUGGACAGAAAACAUUUGACCAGCUGAUGAAGCUCGAUGAACAGAGGAUAUUCAACACGUAUAAGAUCGGCAUCAUGUUGUGCAAGGCUGGACAAACCACGGAGGAGGACAUGUACAAUAAUGAGGUGGGAUGCCCUGCAUUUGAUGAAUUCCUUAGUUGCAUUGGAGAGAAGGUCCGCUUGAAGGGCUUCGAGAAAUACAGAGCCCAGCUCGACAACAAAACUGACUCUACGGGAACCCACUCUGUGUACACAACCUUCAACAACUGUGAGAUCAUGUUCCAUGUCUCCACCAUGCUCCCCUAUACACCGAAAAAUACACAACAGUUGUUGCGGAAGCGCCAUAUCGGUAACGACAUCGUGACGAUAGUAUUCCAGGAGCCUGGAGCUCCACCCUUUACCCCGAAGUGCGUCCGCUCGCAGUUCCAACAUGUGUUCAUCAUUGUUAGGGCCCAUAAUCCUUGUACCGAAAAAACAUCAUACAGCAUUGCAGUCAGUCGAUCCAGAGAUGUUCCCCCCUUUGGUCCGACCAUUCCAGAACACGCCAAAUUCUACAAAUCAAGGGAGUUUGCGGAUUUCCUCUUAGCUAAAGUAAUAAAUGCUGAGAAUGCAGCCCACCACUCGGAGAAGUUCUCGGCAAUGGCUGUCCGCACGCGGCAAGAGUACUUGAAGGACCUGGCCACAAACUAUGUGACGAGCAACUCGCUGGAAUCGGCAUCAAAAUUGAGCAAGUUUGUCAGUGGAAAGAAAAAGGAGAAGAACCGCGGGAAACUGAUCCCCGACAAUUUCGCCCUUGGUGCUUUAGUCUGGCAUGUUAAGGUGGAGGAUGUGAGCCAGCCGUCAACUGUUGUGUGCUACCUGGGUAUUGCUGCGGAGACCCUGGUGAUCGUUGAAGAGUCGACUGGUCAUGUGAUCUUUACCACGCACUGUGGCUCUGUCAUUGGCUGGACUUCACAGGCCAUCAGCCUGCGCCUGUACUAUCGACAGGGGGACUGUUUGGUGUUACAGCCUCUCAGCGGAGAUAUGGAGGAGUUACAGGAGAUUGUGACACGCCUCCGAGCUGUUACCCCUGGAUGUGAGACCCAAGAGCUGACCCUGAAACGGAAUGGGCUCCGACAACUUGGUUUUCACAUACAGGCGGAGGGCAUCGUCACGGACGUUGAGCAGAACGGGUUCGCAUAUGUGGCCGGGCUUAGGAAAGGCAGCCGAUUGGUCGAAAUCUGUAAGGUCGCUUCAGUGACCCUGAUUCAUGACCAGAUGGUGGAUUUGUUACGGACGUCAGCUACUGUGAAAGUCGUGGUGAUUCCCCCAAUGGAGGACGGUUCACCGAGGGGUGUGGUUAAUCUCCAUGCUAACCACCAUUAUUCCUCCUUCCCCGCCCUGAACGCCGUAAUCCAGGCGGAGUUCUCGCACCACCGACGUCAGGCACGCUCCUCCAGCAGUUCUAGCGACGCCAUUCUCUCCCCCAUGUCGCCCAUAUCACCCCAUGACCCUUCAACCCGGGACCAGCUACCCCAGGGGUCGUCUCCAUGGCAACACAAGUCGACAGAGCACCUGCACCACAAAUACACCCUCCACACUAGAGAGUUUUCAACAAAUAGCUCUUCAAAAGAAGGUUAUGAGAGAGCAAAGGAUGCUUCUACAUUGAGAGAAAUUGGUGCAAGGGAUAGUGUCUGCUCUUCACAAGAAUACUCCUCCACAAGGGAGAGCACUCCCAGAGAUUGUGAAGAAAGAUGGGAAUUAAGGGAGAUAAUUAGAAUGAACAGCAGGGACAGUCGUGAUACACUGGACAGUACAGACCAGGAGGACGGGGAUUACAUCCAUGAGCGGGAAUCAUCAGUCUCCAGUUCACAUAGCCAAUCUAGUCAGCGGAACUCAAAUACUCUUCCUCAUCAGAAAAAUUCAUCAACUUCAUCCGAUCAUAGGGGUGAGAUGAAGUCGCCACCCAAUCGAACGUUCUACCUUUCCUCUGAUUCUGGGCCAUGGGCCACCUCUAGUCUCCCAAGGGGCUCGUCAAACAUCACACAAAUGCCCGCUUUCCAUGGUUACCAGGACUCUGUGGUCUCCAGUGGGCGGGGCUCGCUGUUUGACGGGCGGCUGGAGACAGGAGACCAGUACGGGUCCAAUUCCCGUGGGUUAGAUGACAGUAGUUACGGAACCCUAGAAGAGCGACACAAGAAAUCCGGAUCGAGGGAUAGCCUUGACCAGUAUCCACAUGGAGGCAGCCGUGACUGGCCAGAACCAAACCAACCGCGCCGACCACCGCCGCCUAAAGAGGUUGCAGGUUGGGCAGAGAGUCUCUCAACUUCCCACAAGACCUACCUCACCAGCAGCACUGAGAACAUCUAUACCAGCACCGCCUCACAGCAACAACAAUCAUCAUUAUCACAACACCAGUUUCAACAGUCAGCAUUUUCAUCUCAACAACACCAACAGUCUGCUGCACCAUCCUCAUCACAACAUCAGCACCAACAUUCAUCAUCGUCAUCAUCAUCGGGGCCUCCACACCCUGCAUGCAAACCACUAUUGACCUCAACGGGCAGCGAUCCCCAGUCCUCCGUCCAGCAUGGAAACUAUGCGCAGGAACUCCUGAAACAAUCACAGAACACCAAAUAUCUCCUUAGUCAGGGGCAUGAAUCUAGUCGUAAGGAGGGACUUAACUCUGCAAACUCCAGCUCAGUGAAUUUGAGUGAUACAUCAUUUUCUAGCGGUGGAUCUGGACAGGCUGGCGCCAUGCCCCAACCAGGGCCUCACAUGGAUGGGAAGAUCUAUGGCACACGAGAAGAUGCAGUAAGUCGGCGGCGUGCCAAUACCACCUCUAGUCAGAGCCAGGGUGGCGGAAAGGCCCAUAUACCAGGCAGGAUUGCUGAGCUGAGCAGUGUGUCCCCCCUCUCAAGUGAACACAGCAGCCCACGAUCAUCACAUAAGAACUUGUCUGGAAUGUCGUCAGAGGAGUCGCUUAGCACGCGCCUGCGUCCAGGAGUGACAACAAAGCUGAUAAAGUCACGCGCCACAACGAACCUCCAGGACGACCUCAUGAAGCUGAUUGACCCCGACAUCGCUGAGAGUGACCUCGCAGGCAUUAUGACAAGCCAAUCAAAGAAUCGUCGUCUGUCAGGUCGGCUGGUCCGAACCAUGUCUGAUGAGAGUUUACACAGCGGAAAGGGAAGCCUCAUGUUGGAGAGGGACAUUCGGGACGUGUUGUUCACUGACCGGAAACCAGACUCCCAGACCAGCAGAGAGCACUUUAGACAACAUAGACUGUCUCCUAGAGCUCUACCUGACGACACAAGCCGUGUCACCGUCCCGGAUUCCACUGCAUCCCUGGACUGGAGCAGUCUUGUGGACGUUGCCACCAAGGCCAUCGAGGGAUCACCAGAAGACUUGAAAGACAGAAUAUCCUCGCCAGUGAACUCCACAAUCUCUUCCGCAAGUUCCAGCUCAAACUUAAAUAAGUCCGGUGAAAUCAAAGUGCCGUCCUUGUACAGACCAAAACAUGACCGUCCCCCUGAUCCCCCCACGGCCAGUAACCCCCCGGUGUGGAGGUCGGUGGUGGCAAACCCCCAGCAGAGAAUAAAUGACCUUGAGAUGAAGGUUGCCCAACUGGAGGAAGAACUUGCCCAGGAACGACAGGAAAGUGCCGCCUUGGACGGCGAGGUGCAACGACUUCGUACUGAAAACGCACGACUUCAAGAGGAAUCACAAAACGCUGCUGCCCAGCUAAGGCGGUUUACAGAGUGGUUCUUCACUACCAUUGAUAGGCAAUAGAAUUGUAUGUUAAUUGGAUUCAUUUUGGUUAAAACUUGAUUGUCUUAUUUUUAUUUUUUGAUGUAAUUAGUCAAUGUUAUUUAAUGAGCCUUAAUGGCUCGCAUUGAUUAUAGCGGUAGUAAUAAGUUGUUACAAUGGAGUUCGUAUCAAGGGAUUAUGCUAUAUGGCAAUUUGGGUGAAAUUAAUACAUUUAUUUUCAUCACUUCUUCCUAAAACCUAACUGAAUGAGUCCAUAGGAAAUUGAUAGAAAGAAAUAGAUCGGUGCUUUAUCGAACCUCUGAAAAUGGACACCAGCCUCUAAACCUAUCAGCUUUCGGCACAAUUGAGCUAAGAGAAACUACAUAAUUUAUUACCGAUCUUGUAAGAAGUUUACCAUAAGCUUAAAGUGUUUCAUUUAUUGUUGUUGACACUUGAGUAUAAAAUACCGACUUGUGUCUCUUAGGUCAUAUGCAUUUAAAUUCGAAAUAAGGUUGUGAAAAAUGAUUUUUUGUCAAAUGCUGAUAUGUUAUGAUAAUUUUCAUGACUUUGUGUAAUAUAAUAAUGGAAUUACUUUUGAUGGCAGCCUGGUUUAAGUCACUGUUAGUUAUGUAAAGUAUUUUUUUCAUGUAAUGUACUUUGACUUAGUUGCAAUGUGUUUUAAUUUUAAGGCAUAUGAUUCUAAAACAAUUAUCAAACGCUUUUUGUUCCUUUUUAUUUUUUUAUUGAAGCAUUCGGGUUCAUAUGUCAUAGACUUCCCCUCUUAAGUUUUUAAGUAUAUAUAGUACAAAUGUGUUAAAGCAAUCUUUUAUUAUUAUUUAACUAUAUGUACAUGUGUAUGUGUAUACCAUUUUACAUAUAAAUAGUAUGAAUCGUUUAAGUGUUAUCAAUCACAUAGUUAAUUGAGCACAAUGUUAUAGACAUGUACAAUGCUGUGAAAUUUGUUGAAUAAUUAUCAAUCAUUCUGUUUAUCAUAUAUCAAGCGUAAUCACUCCUUGUGUUUGUUAAACAAUACUAGUCAAUUCCAUACAUUGCUCAUUCAUAUAAGCCAAUCCAUAUAGCCAAGGUUUUGUGCAUAGUAUUUUUUUCUAAGUCUACAUAUUUCUGGAUAAUUUGAUGUACGAUAUUAUUCCUAGAAUUCUUAGUGAAACAACUCCUAGCUUCAUAUCUUUAGACUAAAGAAAUGAUCUUGAACGUUUUAAUGAAUACAAAUAUUUUGCAUUUUUUUUGCUAAUUGCUACAAAUUCUACACGUUUCUCGAUAAUUUGAAUCAAGACUUCAUUGUUUUGAACUGGGAAAUGAACGAUGUUUAGAUUAAUUCAAAACAAAUAUCUUAGAUAACCGACUAUAAAUAUGUAUUUGUAACAUGUAUGACUGCAAAUACCAAAUGACAAGUGUACUUAAAACUUUGCAAGAAAGGAUUUGGAAAUAUUAUUACAUUAAUUGUCAAUGUGAUUGGAAUAAAACAUAUUAAAUAAUAUUAAGGCGUCUUAAAGAAUAUUGAAUAAGUGUUGAAUAUUCAUGGAAAAGAUUAUUUUUUAGAUAUAGAAUUAACAAAGAAUAAUGCUUAAAAUGAGUAAGAUGUAUACUUUUUUACUUCUUAAAAUUCAAAUGGAGUAAAAGUAUUGUAAAGGAAAAAUGUAGAUAGAUAUAAUAAAACAUGAGGAUGUAUUAAACACCACAGAUUAAUGAAAUAUGCAUUUUAGUCUAUUAUAUUGGAAAUACUUGCAAGCAGGAUUCCUAGCCUUUGUCAAUGGUAAAAUUAAGUGUGCAGUGAAGAAUAAGAACUUGUUCUUACCAGUUACAGUAACCAGGUUUUUUUUCUCAAGUUCAGGAUUAAAGGGACUAGACACCAGGCCCCAAUUUCUCGAAACUUCUUAAGCUUAACAGGCUUAAGUCGCUUACUUCAAUUAGCCAAAAUACAUACUAAAAAUGGAUUUUGAUAAAUGAAAAAUGGUUUAUUCUAAUAAUCUUACAGAUUAUUCCUUCAUAAUUUCUAAAAAUUCUUGAAGAAGUUAAUUUAACACAUUUUAUAGAACAACAAAAAUAGUGAGAUUAGCUUAAUCCUGUUAUAAGAGACGUAAGAAGUUUCGAGAAAUUGGGGCCAGAUGGUCCAAACUUCAGCCUAGAAUUGUCCAUUUAAGGUAGUAGGUGACCGAUAAUAAAUCAUUUUACAUGAUUAAAAGAAUAAACGCAAAAAUCCUGUUGCCUGGGUUUCCUGUUUAGAAAUAGCGCAUAAUGGUUUCUCAGUUUAAAUCUUACCUGUUUAUGUUACCAAUAAUUAUACCGACGCUAUAUUUAAACUUACUGGGAUUAAGGUGGUAGACAACCCCAGUAAAUUUCCAAUUGAAAACAAAAGGGCAUAAAUUCACGGUUAAAGAGUCUUGUGUCGUAAGCGAUGUGAUGCAACAUGAAGUAAGAUUAAAUGCGUUGUACACAACGAUGCCAAUUUUAGGUAAGCUUUUGAUAGUUUUCUGUUGUUGUUUCUUUGCAAUUGUAUCAUCUGGUGUCUAGUCCCUUUAAACCUGAUAUCAGGGUUAAGAGCCUUUAACUUCGGACUAUUGUUUAGUUGUAAAGGUUAGUUUCACUUGGACAUUUGCAUCAAAAAUAGAAAUAGUGUUGUUGACUUUUGUAACAUUUUCAACACGAGUUCUAACCUCUUUACCCUGCUUUGGGCUUAAACAGACCCCUGGCCAUACUUGGGCAUAAACCACUUAUACAUAAACAGACCCCUGGCUCUUUUUAUUGUCUGUUAGAAUCUAUAGUGACUUAAACAUAGAUGAAUUCAUUUUAACAUAAUAAAUAACCACUGUGACGUCAAAAUGUAUGUGUGCCAGCAGCUAAUUGUAUACAGCUGGUUAAAUGUUUAGUCAAAGUUAGCCAAAAUAUGUUUUGUUUGGUCAAUGUUUACCCAAAAUAUACUUCUGGUAUUAAGAAAUCAAGUGUCAAGCUAGCCAAAUUCUAUCAAGUGGACUACUUAAUAUCACAGUGUUAUAUAAUUGGGUGAAGAUGUUUAUAACCAUCAAAUGAUCAUAUUAUUUCAUGCCAUUUUUCACUGUUAUUUUACAUAUAGCCUUAUAAAUAAAGCAUUAUUUAUUUUCAAGUACUGCUAAACCAUCAUUAACCAUCUUGUUUUAAUCACCAACCAACCAUUGUAGUAUUCUUACAUUUUCCAGUAUGCAAUUUUUGUUAUGUAAAUAUUCAAUGGUGAGUUAAAUUUUUCAGUUUUGAUUUUAAUUUACUGUUCUCAUUUCUAUAAUCUGUUUCCAUUUUAGCACCAUGUAAAUAGCCAAGUAUUUUUCAUUUCAUGAAGUUAUAUCUUUUUACUUGUAUGUUGUAGAAAUAAUACUCUAUGUACUGGAUUCGUCUUUAAAAGAUAAACAAAACUAUUCUUAUAAAUACAAAAAUAAAAAAGAUAUAUGGACAAA